UGCUGGGCCCCAGUUUCCCAAUCUGUACAAUGAGUGGGUUGGACUAGAUCAUUGUAAAGGGCCUUUCUAACUCUUUCAGUCUCCCAGAUGGGAGGAGGGACCGGUCCUACCUCUAACUCCACCCCCUUGGAUAUGCCCUCUGGCUGCCAAGGGGAAAGGUGACAGAGUCAGCUGGGCUCAGCUUCAAGGGGACCAGGUAGGAGACGUGCCAAGGUUCUUGGGCAAGGGUGGCAAUGGUGCUCCUGGGCUGUAGGCAGGCAGUGGGGAAGGUGUCAUAGGUAAAUGUCAUCUGGAGACACUGUGGCCUGGACACGAGGAGAGGCAAAGGCACUGUGGGGAGAGACACUCCUCUUCCAGGGACACAGCUGUGAUGACAAGUCAGGAGACACUUUGCGUCUGGGUAUCUUCCUACUUUGGAUAGUGCUGGGAGGCCUCUACCCUCUUUAGCCAGCCAGUCUCUUAGGGACAGAGUGAGCUGCAGAGUAAGAACAACCCAAACCCACGGACUGCCUGCCUGAGCCCUGCCCACCACUCCCUGAGCAGCACUGCCUGAGGCUGCCCACCACUCCCUGAGCGGGACCAAAGGAGCUCGGGUAGGGGCCAGGCUCGCCUGAGUGUACCCAGAUGCACUCCUGUCAGCUUUCUGUAGUGCUUCAACCACUGCUCUCCCUGCUCUCUGCUUUUUUUUGCCCCAGCUCAGGGAUGGGGGUGGGCAGAGAAAUCCUGCCACCCUCACUUCUGUCCUUUCCACCUCCAGGGGGGCCAUGGCCAGUACAGAGUCCUCGCUGCUGAGAUCCCUAGGCCUCAGCCCAGGUCCUGGCAGCGGUGAGGUGGAGCUGGACUGCUGGUUUGAUGAGGAUUUCAAGUUCAUCCUGCUGCCUGUGAGCUAUGCAGUUGUCUUUGUGGUGGGCUUGGGCCUCAACACCCCAACCCUCUGGCUCUUCAUCUUCCGCCUCCGACCCUGGGAUGCAACGGCCACCUACAUGUUCCACCUGGCAUUGUCAGACACCUUGUAUGUGCUGUCGCUGCCCACUCUCAUCUAUUAUUAUGCAGCCCGCAACCACUGGCCCUUUGGCACCGGGAUCUGCAAGUUUGUCCGCUUUCUUUUCUAUUGGAACCUCUACUGCAGCGUCCUUUUCCUCACCUGCAUCAGUGUGCACCGCUACCUGGGCAUCUGCCAUCCACUGCGGGCACUACGCUGGGGCCGCCCUCGCCUCGCAGGCCUUCUCUGCCUGGCAGUUUGGUUGGUUGUAGCCGGCUGCCUCGUGCCCAACCUGUUCUUCGUCACAACCAGCACCAAAGGGGCCACUGUCCUGUGCCAUGACACCACUCGGCCUGAAGAGUUUGACCACUAUGUACACUUCAGCUCGGCAGUCAUGGGUCUGCUUUUUGGUGUGCCCUGCCUGGUCACUCUUGUCUGCUAUGGGCUCAUGGCCCGGCGCCUGUGUCGGCCCUUGCCAGGUGCUGCCCAGUCGUCUUCCCGUCUCCGCUCUCUCCGCACCAUCGCUGUGGUGCUGACUGUCUUCGCUGUCUGCUUUGUGCCUUUCCACAUCACCCGAACUAUUUACUACCUCGCAAGGCUGUUGGAAGCUGACUGCCGGGUGCUGAACAUUGUCAACGUGAUCUAUAAAGUGACUCGGCCACUGGCCAGCGCCAACAGCUGCCUGGAUCCUGUGCUCUACUUACUCACGGGGGACAAAUAUCGAUGUCAGCUCCGGCAGCUCUGCGGUGGUGGCAAGCCCCAGUCCCGCACGGCUGCCUCUUCCCUGGCACUAGUGUCUCUGCCUGAGGAUAGCAGCUGCAGGUGGGCGGACACCCCCGCAGGACAGUAGCUGCUCUACUCUUAGGGUAGAUAGAUUGUAACGCGGGAAGCCAGGAAGGGAGAGAAAAGGGGGUGAGUGCAGGGCAGAGGUGAGGGAACCCAAUAGUGAUACCUGGUAAGGUGCUUCCUCCUCUUUUCCAGGCUCUGGAGAGAAGCCCUCACCCUGCGGGUUGCGGGGAGGCAAGGACAUCAUGUGUAACCUCAUCUCUCAUAACCCCUUCAGUUGCCCACUCCUUUUUAGCUAAUGCCAGUCUUCUACUCCUUUCUCUUUGUUUCUAUCCCUUCCUGGGGCCAUUGGUUCUACAUGUCUUCUUGAAAAAUCUUCCCCAGUCCUCUUUCCCCAUCCCAUUUCCCCCACAGCUGCCUAGACCAUGUAUUUCUCCAGCCACACCAGAGCAUUCAGCUGAAGGGGUGGAUCGGAUCAGGCAGAGUCAUCUCAGGACUGGCCUGACUUAUCUGAUGAUGAUAACCAGAAUCAGGAAGUGGAGGCAACUUCCAUAUCACAGAUGCCGAGGAUGUGCCAUAUGUAGCACCCACACCAACUUCCUGGUUCUCCCUCAAAGACAGCAGAGUCUUGCUUACUGAGGCACUGGAAUAGGGUGCGAUCCUGGGGAGCCUGCAUGCAGCUGGGGGCCUGACACUGUUGAACUGGUAUGCAGCACGAAUUAAAGUCCUGUCAUGGGGUGGGGACCUUAGCUGAUAACAGCCUUUGGGACAGGAAUGGGACUGGACCUCCUUUAUGAUGUUUGCUGAGAACAUGUAUAUGACAGCUCUCCUGUAUUUAACCAAAGGAAAAGUGGAUGGCUAAGACUGAGGGGGUGGAGCUCUCAUGUCUGGCUGUAAGUUCUGGCAUUGAGGGGUAGAGCAGGUUUGUGCAGAGGACGGUGGUAACAGGAAUUGAUGCCCAGAGCUAGCGUUUUAGGGAUCUCUCCCUUUCUCUAGCUCCUGCCCCAAAUGAAUGAUAAAUCUGUCACCAGCUCUUUUAGAUCAGGCUUCAGGACUUUGAGGCCAGGGUGGAGCACUAAGACUGUUAAGGUUCUUUUUAAAGUUUCCUACCCAUUCAUUCCUACUCUCUCUCAGUGCCAUCUUAGCACUUACAGGCUUAUAGGAUCAAGUCGCUAGGGGGAGGAGGUAUGUUGGAAAUUGAGAAACUAACCCCUAAGUCUUGGGAAGUCAGAAUUUCUUGGCAGGCAUUCUUGAGAAGGGUGGGCUCACAUUUACAGGUCUUUGCCCUCUGAAAUCACCUUCCAGCCUGUUGGUCUCCUGAGUCAGACCCCAGCCGUGCCUUUCUUUUUUUCCCACCCUUGCUGACCUGUCUCUGAUCUCUUAUUUAUCUAAUGAUAUACCAACUUCCUAUUGGCUUCUAAGAGGUCUCUCUCUGGAGACUAGGGUUGGGGUCGGACUGCAGGAAAAAAAAAAUGACUUCAGUUUCCCUAAAUUUCCCUUUUUGUUUUUUGAAGGGCUCCCACCUUCUCCCUAGAUAUCCAGGACCUUCUUGCUACGCAGGACUCCUGCCAUUAGGAGUAAAUGAACCAGCCUCUUCUCCUCUUCUUAAUAGUUCUCCCAGUCUCACAGCCACUGCUUAAGCUGUUACAGACACUGUUCCUCAUCUGUGCUCUCUUCCUUUUAUUCCUUUGACUAUGGCCUCUUUGCCCAUCACCUCCCCUACCUGCUGUCCCCAUCCAGUAAAUCUGCUGCCUCCAUCCCAAUUGACUCAGCCUCCUCCAUUUCCUCGGUCUAUUUAACUCCCAUAUGCUUAAUUGAGACAAACUUUCUUGUGCAUUACUUUAGGGCUGUCUUCCCUUGCACUUAAGCUUUAAACACCUUGACUUUCACCUCAGGCCAAUCUCCUUUCAUCUAGGACUGGAGGGGAUUGCAGAUGAAGCCAGAGGACAAGGCUGGCUUGACCCACUAACACUUCAAAUCCUGGAACUUCACCUAAGCUCUCAUUCGUCUUAGACUGGCGUGUUCCUAGCAAACAUUUCCCAUUCCACAGGGCCCCAAAUUCAUCUUCCUCUUGUGACCUCUUAAGAGUUACCUUGGCUGGGUGCAGUGGCUCACACCUGUCAUCUCAGCACUUUGGGAGACCAAAAUGGGUGGAUCACAAGAUCAGGAGUUUGAGACCAGCCUGGCCAACGUGGUAAAACCCUGUCUCUACUAAAAAUAUAAAUAGUAGCCAGAUGUGGUGGUGGGCACCUGUAAUCCCAGCUACUCAGGAGGCUGAGGGAGGAGAAUCAGUUGAACCUGGGAGGUGGAGGUUGCAGUGAGCCGAGAUUGUGCCACUGCACUCCAGCCUGCGUGAUAGAGUGAGACUCUGUCUCAAAAAAAAAUGACCUUGCCUCUUGCAAAAUUGGGAAGCUCUAAUACUUCAACUUUUGUUUCAUUCAUAACUGCUUUGUAUUUGCCUUGUCUUCCUCUCUUUCUUCCCUGCAGUUCCAGAAUAAGAGGUGGUCUCCUUUCUUAUUCCUUUACCUCUCUCCUUUAUUUCAAGUCUCUUCCAUCACUUUAUUUUAUCCCAUCUUAAACACAAACAAACAACAAAAACAAAGCAUUACCAAUUACCACUGACACCUUAAC
Messenger RNA from Callithrix jacchus (white-tufted-ear marmoset), 4399 nucleotides. RefSeq names its product pyrimidinergic receptor P2Y4 (gene P2RY4). Gene Ontology annotation, biological process: transepithelial chloride transport; G protein-coupled receptor signaling pathway. Gene Ontology annotation, molecular function: G protein-coupled purinergic nucleotide receptor activity; G protein-coupled UTP receptor activity. The record is from RefSeq and is a predicted model, not a curated record. Gene Ontology annotation, cellular component: plasma membrane. Lineage: Eukaryota; Metazoa; Chordata; Mammalia; Primates; Cebidae.